This is a messenger RNA of Grus americana (Whooping crane), 3565 nucleotides long. It is a transcript of the gene HSPA12B, whose product is annotated as heat shock protein family A (Hsp70) member 12B. Bases 524 to 2572 code for a protein of 682 amino acids. The transcript has 13 exons. Lineage: Eukaryota; Metazoa; Chordata; Aves; Gruiformes; Gruidae. The record is from RefSeq and is a predicted model, not a curated record.
AAUGUGCGUGGGGAUGGAGAAAAGACAAAUUAAGGGGGUGACAGCGCCAGCAGAGGUGGAGGAUUGUUGGUGCCUCUCCCCGCUGCCCUCAGCAUCCCCGUCCCUGGCUGUUUUGGGAGCCUCACCCCCCUCAGGGGUCCAUCCCCCCUCAGCCGCCCACGGUUCCCUGGCUCCGGGAGGCUGCGGCGAGCCCGGGGCCGAGCAGGGCGUUUAGGUUUCAUUCCCGGCGGCGCUGGCCCUGCCUCCUCCUCCCGCUCCCACAUCUGCAGCUGGAAUUGCAAUUUGAGGCGCUGGCUGGGCUGGGCGCCGGCCGGGAGUGGGAGUGGGAGGAAGGCGCUCGGGGAAGCCAGAGGAAGCUGGAGAGCAGGGGGCUGCGCGGCGGGGCCGGCUGCGCGGCUGGGGGGCAUCGCCGGUGGCGGCGGGAGCCAGCACCCGGCCGGCACAGCCAGAGCAAGAAGGUGGUGGCCGGAUCGAGGGGUCCCCAGCCUGUCCCCCGCCACAGAGCCAGGAAGGCGAGGCCGCCAUGGCGAUGCUCCUGGAGCCCGGGGUGCAGAGCGUCCGGAUGGGUGCCCACGGCGAGCGGUGCCCCACGCCGUCCCCCCCCGGCUCCCCGGGGACGCCCCACGACAGCUGCAGCAUCGCCCCGCUGACGCCCUCCCAGUCGCCGAGGAGCGAGGCUCGCUCCCAGCAAACCUCCUCCUUCGCCGUGGUGGUGGCCAUCGACUUCGGCACCACGUCCAGCGGCUACGCCUUCAGCUUCUCCAGCGACCCCGAGGCCAUCCACAUGAUGAGGAAAUGGGAAGGAGGGGACCCGGGGGUGGCCAACCAGAAGACCCCCACCAGCCUCCUGCUGACGCCGGAGGGCAUCUUCCACAGCUUCGGCUACACCGCCAGGGACUACUACCACGACCUGGACCCCGAGGAGGCCCGCGACUGGCUCUACUUCGAGAAGUUUAAGAUGAAGAUUCACAGCACCAGCGACCUCACCAUGAAAACUGAACUAGAAGCUGUCAACGGGAAGAAAAUGCAAGCGCUGGAGGUGUUUGCCCACGCGCUCCGCUUCUUCAAGCAGCACGCCGUGCAGGAGCUGAAGGACCAGUGCCCGUCCCUGCCCGAGCGCGAUGCCAUCCGCUGGGUGAUCACCGUGCCCGCCAUCUGGAAGCAGCCGGCCAAGCAGUUCAUGCGGGAGGCUGCCUACAAGGCCGGUCUGGUGUCCCCAGAGAACCCGGAGCAGCUGCUGAUCGCGCUGGAGCCCGAAGCCGCCUCCAUUUAUUGCAGGAAACUUCGCCUCCACCAGCUGAUCGACCUGAGCUGCAAACCCCCGGCCAACGGGCUGGCGUCGGACCACUCCAUCGACUCCAGCUUUCGGCAGGCCCGCGAGCAGCUCCGGCGGUCCCGGCACAGCCGGACCUUCCUGGUGGAGUCGGGAGUGGGGGAGCUCUGGUCGGAAAUGCAGGCAGGUGACCGCUACAUCGUGGCCGACUGCGGCGGCGGCACCGUGGACCUCACCGUGCACCAGAUCGAGAAGCCGCAGGGGACGCUGAAGGAGCUGUACAAAGCCUCGGGGGGUCCCUAUGGGGCCGUGGGGGUGGACCUGGCCUUUGAGAAGCUGCUGUGCCACAUUUUCGGGGAGGAUUUCAUCGCCACCUUCAAGGCCAAGCGCCCCGCAGCCUGGGUGGACCUGACCAUCGCCUUCGAAGCCCGCAAGCGGGCAGCAGCCCCCUCCCGCGCCAGCCCCCUCAACAUCUCCCUGCCCUUCUCCUUCAUCGACUUCUACCGCAAGCACCGGGGCCAGAACGUGGAGACGGCUCUCAAGAAGAGCAACGUCAACUUUGUGAAGUGGUCGUCCCAGGGGAUGCUGCGGAUGUCCUCGGAGGCCAUGAGCGAGCUCUUCCAGCCCACCAUCAGCCAGAUCAUCAAACACAUCGAUGACCUCCUGAAGAAGCCGGAGGUCCAAGGCAUCAAGUUCCUCUUCCUGGUGGGGGGCUUCGCGGAGUCAGCCAUGCUGCAGCGCGCCGUCCAGGCGGCCUUCGGCCCCACCUGCCGCGUCAUCAUCCCCCAAGACGUGGGGCUGACCAUCCUCAAAGGGGCCGUGCUCUUCGGCCUCGACCCCACCAUCGUCCGCGUCCGCCGCUCCCCCCUGACCUACGGCGUGGGGGUGCUCAACAAGUUCGUGGAGGGGAAGCACCCGCGGGAGAAGCUGCUGGUGAAGGAAGGCAAGAACUGGUGCACCGACAUCUUCGAGAAGUUUGUCUCCGUCGAUCAGUCCGUGGCGCUGGGGGAGGUGGUCCAGCGCAGCUACUGCCCGGCCCGGCCGGGCCAGCGCAAGACCAUCAUCAACAUCUACUGCUGUGCCACCGACGACGUGGUCUACAUCACCGACCCCGGCGUGCGCAAGUGCGGCACCAUCAGCCUGGAGCUGGAGGCACUGGGCGAUGCCGGCAGCCCGGCCCGUGGCCGCCGCGAGAUCCGUGCCAGCAUGCAGUUUGGGGACACGGAGAUCAAGGUCACCGCCAUGGACAUCCGCACCUCCAAGACGGUCCGAGCCACCAUCGAUUUCCUCUCCAACUGAGCCCCCCCUCUCCGCAGGGCUGUGUGGGGAGGGAUGGGGACGCCGGGACCCCCAGUGGCACCCACUGGGGGCUUCAGCCCCACGGGAGCCGGGCGGAGGGAACAAGCGGCUCACUGCCCCAGCCAGGCUGUGAAGCUGCCACCGGAACCCGCUGCAACCGUCCUGGUGGCCCCCCCUUCUCACGGGACACCCCAAAGCUGCUCCCCCCGUGCUGCCGGGCCGUGCUGCACCGGGACCCGCACCUCCCACAGAAAUGGGUCGGGGCCCGGCUGCCAGAAGGGGUGACUGCACCCCCAGCCCUGCCAACGGAUGGGACGGGACGGUGCCGCCCGGCCGAGCGGGACCGGGGGCUCAGGCUGCCCCCCAAACACGGGUAAGGGCCCUCGCCAGAGCCCACGGCACCCCCAGCUCCCGCGAAUACCGAUGCACACGCUUGCUGUAAACCCACAUUUCUAUUUUUUACAUGGAUUGCGCGGCGCCCUCGCAGCUGGCGUCCCUCGAGCGGCAGAGCUCGCCCUGCCCAGCACUGCCCGACGGGGACGGUGGCACAGGAGGAGGGGGACAGCAGCCCCCCGCCCCCCCCCCCCCCCGGACCCCUUGGAACUGGAGGUCGGGGCGCUUUGCAGCACCAAGCCCCUCGCCCCAAAGGGCCCGGCCGGGUUUAUCUGUGUCCGCAGGGACGGGCUCGCACAGCCCCCCGCACCCCGGGGUGCGCAGAUAGAUGGAUGUGACCCCCCCCACCCCGUGCCGGCCCUGGGAGACAGCGCAGCGCUGCAGGGAAGGGCUGGCCUCGCCCCCCGGGGUGGCCCUGGCCCCCCCAGGCAGUGCCGGGUCCCCCCACUCUCCUCUGUGGGUGCUCAGCAGGUUGCAGCCGCCAGCUCCAACGCUCCUGGGGGGUUUAACGGGGGCGAACUGAGCUCCAGGCCCUCCUGAGCUGAAGUUUAUUAUUUACCUCUAUAGAUUUUUUUGUCCUUAAAAAACCCCACACAUACA